AAAUACGGAGGCAUGAUGGCCGCGAGGUUAGCGAAGUGAAGACAAGCUUAUACUGAAUUUACCUUGAGCGAUGGCCACGCAGAAACCGGGCGAAUGGGUGCAGUCACUCAUUGCUCGGUUUGACGCCCAGUUGCCUAUCAAGACAGGAUUACACACAACGCAGUCUGUGCAGAACGUCAAACAGAACAAGGAAUGUUUGGUGAACGUCAGCAAGUACAAGUUCUCUCUUGUCAUCAACGGCCUGACCAAGACGCUGCAGUCCGUCUCUCAGAUGAGAAUCUACCACCCUGAGGCGGAGCGAAGUCACUAUGAGUCCCAGCUCAUCAUCUUGGACACUCUCAAGCAGGUGCUCAACUCGCAACCGAAGGACACCUCCCGCCUGGAUGAAGCUAUGUAUGUGAAGCUGCUUCUCCCGGAGAUAUGCAAGUUCUUGAACCAGCAGAGUGACACCCCUGUGAUGAUGCAGCUCAAGAAGCUGGCCUCCGAGGUCCUGUUUGCCCUCAGCCUCAACAACUUCACUGCCGUCUUCAGCCGCAUCUCAGCAAGACUGGUGACUCUAUCGACGUGCAGUGAAGACCCGUCAGAUCUCACGGACCUGGAGCUCAUCCAACACAUGAACAUGGACUUGGCCAGACUCAGCAAGCUGCUCAAUGAAGUUGUGUCAAAGUUCAAGUCUCUCAAGUCAAGGCAGGUACUCAUCACGCUGGGCCAGAACCUGGAGAAGGCGGUGUGGAACUGGAUGGACAACUACCCUCAUGAGUUCACAGAUCUCCAGAAGAGGCCCAAUGAUGAGCUUCAGGAGUGCUGUGACAAGAUGUUUGAACACUUCAAUGCACUGACAGAGGGGUCCAAGAGGAGAGUGUCGGUCUGGCCCCUUCAGAUGAUGCUACUCAUUCUCUGUCCGAAAAUCUUGGAGGAGAUCAACAACGCUGACACAGGAGCACCGUGUUCCCAGCAACACCUCAGGAAGAAACAUUUUAUAGAUGAAGUGAAGCGAGCUAUCGCGUGUCACGGUGGCAACAAGCAGUUCACAGAGGGCGCUGCUGUGACGUGUGUGCGACUAUGUAAAGCCUCCACAUACAUCAGCAUCAAUGAUAGUCUCAACGUUCUCUUCUCUCUGGUGCAGUCGGUCAUUCAGGAUCUCAAGACGCUGCUGUUCAAUCCGCCCUCCAACAGUAAACCGUUCUACAAGGGUCAGGGCAUGUUCGGGCAGGACCUUGACCUUUACAUCGACUGCUUCGUGUCCUGUUUCCGCAUCACGCCACACAACAAUGAUGUACUCAAAGUCUGCCUCAACAGCCACUCACCUCCCAUGUAUCACUUUGUGCUUGUCAAUGCCCUCCAUCGGAUCAUCACACAGCCCCGCCUGGCGUGGUGGCCAGACAUCAGCCUCAACUACGGCAAAGCCGGAGAACUGAGGAACAUGUUCACAGACAUCGUCAAUAAGGUCACACAGGGCUUCAGCAGCCAUAACUGCCCCAAGACAUUAACCAGAAUGACGAAGGCCAUCACGUUAACGAGAGCCACGUCAGAUGAGACACUGACUAGCUACAAGUACAUCCUACUGUGGAUAGUGAAGCUCAUCCACGCUGAUCCGUAUCUCAUGUUGCAUAAUCAAGGCAAGCCAGGGCAUGAGAUCCAGCGCAGCACCCUGGAGCUGAUCACCAGCCUGGUGUCCCUCGUACAUCAACAGUGGAUGACUGAUGUUGCCCAGAAAGCCAUGGAGGCUUUGCUUUGCCUACAUCAGCCGGAGAACAUUGAGCUGUGGAAUCCUGAGGCUCCCAUCAACACUUUCUGGGACAUCAGCUCGCAGGUGUUGUUCUACAUCUCCCAACGCCUCAUCCAGCACCAGAUCGUCAACUACACAGAGAUCCUCAAGUGGCUUCGGGACAUCCUGGUGUGUCGGAACCGAUUCCUCCAGAAACACAGCGCCAAUGCCAAUGUUGGCAGCAACAUCCCAGUGUGCAUACAAGCUCACAUCAAACUGGAGGUGGUGUUCUUCAUGUAUCUGUGGAGUAUCGACAUGGACGCAGUGUUGACGGCGAUGUCUUGUUUCCGUCUGCUGUGUGAGGAGGCAGACAUCCGGUGCGGCGCUGACGAGAUGGCCGUCACACAACUACUUCCCAACUACAACGUCUACGCAGAACUGGCAGCUGCUAGCACCGUCCUUACCACUGGUCGAGCAGCCCUCCAGAAGCGUAUAAUGGCCUUAUUGAGGAAGAUAGAUCAGUCCACACCAGGAAACUCUCAGGCCUGGGUCUAGGACUGCAUUCGGAACUGGGACAUGGUGACCCGUUACCUGAAAUAGUCCUACCCCACCCAACUCAUGAACUCUUCGAUGACACUCAGAGGGUGACCCGUUGCUGACAUGAUCAAAAUGAAGAGGAAACCUCCCAACCAUGCCUCCACCGAACAUGAACUGGAGGACCAGCUGAACGAGUGGGCCAACAUGACGGGCUUCCUGUGUGCCCUGGGCAGUGUCCGGCUGCAGAACAAGUCACAUCGCGUCAGCACCAUCAGCAUGUCCGGCAUCAACGUCGACACAGCGCGGAAGUCUAGCCUUAUGCAGAGUUGUGCCAAUGACACCCAGUAUUGCCCAGUCACACAAUUUAUCGGGAACCUCCUGAAGCUGCUGAUCUUCCAGAAUGAGAAGUUCGGGGCGCAGAUCCAGAAGCAUGUGAAGGAGCUGGUGGGGCAUGAGCUGAACCCUGCCCUCUACCCCAUUCUGUUUGACCAGAUCAAGGUCUGUGUCGACAAGUACUUCGACGCCACUGGACAGGUGAUUGUCACAGACAUGAACACCCAGUUUGUGGAGAACGUCAUCUUCAUCAUGAAGAACAUCCUAGAGAUGAAGUCUGACCAGCCCUGUGAAUACCUGGGACUGGCCAGCAUUGAGUCACUUAUGCUCACCAUUGUCAGGUAUGUGAGACACCUGGAUUCAUCAGUCCAUGCCAUACAGAUCAAGACCAAGUUAUGUCAGCUGGUGGAAGCGAUGAUGCAGCGUCGAGAUGAGCUGACCUUCCGCCAGGAGAUGAAGUUUAGGAACAAGCUGGUGGAGUACCUGACAGACUGGAUCAUGGGGAACUCUCACCAGGUCAACAUUCAGGGCGACAUCUGCAGCAUGUCCAGGGACUUGGACCAGGCCAGUAUGGAGGCUGUGGCUGCACUGCUGGCCGGACUGCCCCUGCAGCCUGAGGAGAGUGCGGGUGACCUGAUGGAGGCCAAGUCGCAGCUCUUCCUCAAGUACCUGACGCUGUUCAUGAACCUGCUCAACGACUGUUCUGAGGAGGAACAGGACAAGGCGAUGGAUCCGAACAGGAAGCGCAGCAUGUCCAAUCUGAGUGCACUCCGAAACUGUACAGUGCAGGCCAUGUCCAACCUCCUCAAUGCCAACAUAGACAGUGGCCUGAUGCACUCCAUAGCUCUCGGCUACCACAAAGAUCCUCAGACCAGGGCUGCUUUCAUGGAGGUCCUCACGAAGAUCCUUCAGCAGGGUACAGAGUUCGAGACGCUGGCAGAGACAGCGUUGGCCGACAGAUUCGAGCGUCUGGUCGAGUUAGUCACCAUGAUUGGAGACAAAGGGGAACUGCCCAUCGCCAUGGCGUUAGCAACAGUGGUGUCCAACUCUCAGAUGCGGGUGUUUGUCAAUCUGUUUGAUGCCAAGAGGCUGCUCUACCAGCUGUUGUGGAACAUGUUUUCUAAAGAGGUGGAGAUAGCUGACUGUAUGCAGACUUUGUUCCGGGGGAACAGUCUGGCCAGCAAGAUCAUGGCCUACUGUUUCCGCUUCUACGGCCAGGGCUACCUGCGCGAGCUGCUACAGCCGCUCAUCAUGGACAUGUUCCUUAUGGACAGGGACAACUGCUCCUAUGAGAUCGACCCUGCCAGACUGGAACCAGGAGAGAACAUCGACGAGAACAAGAAGAACCUGUUGGACAUGACCCUGAAGGUGUUCAGUGCAAUUGUGGGCUCCGCACAGAGGUUCCCUCCUAAACUCCGGAGUAUGUGCCAUUGCCUGUACCAGGUGGUAACCCAGCGUUUCCAACAAAGUAGUGCUGAAGCAGUGUGGACAGUGAUUGGGACAGUUAUAUUCCUACGCUUCAUCAACCCUGCCAUAGUUUCACCGUACGAGUCUGGCAUCGUGGAGGAAGAACCGACGCUGCGGAUCAAGAGAGGACUGACACUGAUGUGCAAGAUCAUGCAGAACAUCGCCAACCACCUGCUCUUCACCAAGGAGCAGCAUAUGACAGCCUUCAAUGAAUUCCUCAAGUCCAACUUUGAGGCUGGCAGAAAAUUUUUUACGGAGAUUGCAUCAGACUGCGAGACGCUUGAUGCAGGGAACCACAGUUUGUCUUUCAUCAACGAUGCAAACGUCAUUGCGUUACAUCGGUUACUGUGGAAUAACCAAGAGAAAAUCGGGGAUUACCUAUCCAGCAGCAGGGAUCACAAGGCUGUGGGAAGACGACCAUUUGACAAAAUGGCGACACUGUUGGCGUAUCUGGGCCCUCCAGAGCAUCGGCCUCUUGACUCUCAGUGGAGCAGCAUGGAUAUGACCAGCACCAAGUUUGAAGAGAUCAUGUCGAAGCACAACAUGCACGAGAAAGAUGAGUUCAAGUCGUUGAAAAACCAACACAUCUUCUACCAGGCAGGGACGAGCAAGGGAGGCAACCCUGUAUUCUACUACAUCGCCAGGAGAUACAAAGUGGGUGAAAUUAAUGGCGACCUGCUGAUCUACCAUGUGCUGCUCACUCUCAAGCCUUUCUACCACAAGCCCUUUGAGCUGGUCAUAGACUUCACCCACACAUGCUCUGAGAACCGAUUCAGGACCGACUUCUUAUCAAAAUGGUUCGUGGUGAUGCCAGAGAACGUGUAUCAGAACAUCGUCGCCGCCUACAUCUACAACUGCAACUCCUGGGUGCGCGAAUACACCAAGUACCAUGAUCGUAUCCUUGCUCCUCUUCGGGUCAACUAUAACAACCGGAAGCUGAACUUCAUCGAUCAUCCAGCCAAGUUGAACGAGUACAUCGAGCCUGACCAGCAGAAGUUGCCCGGGACAACGGUCUCCUUGGAGGAGGAUCUCAGGGUGUUCAACAAUGCGCUCAAACUUUCUCAUAAAGACACUAAGGUUGCUAUUAAGGUUGGUCCUAAUGCCAUCCAGGUGACCUCGUCAGAGAAGAGCAGAGUGUUGGGACACCAGGUGCUCCUCAACGACGUCUACUACGCUGCUGAGAUAGAGGAGGUGUGUCUAGUAGACGACAAUCAGUUCACGUUGACUAUAGCCAAUGAGAGUGGCCCUUUGUCUUUCAUACACAAUGACUGUGAUAACAUUGUCCAAGCCAUCAUACAUAUCAGGACCCGCUGGGAACUCUCGCAGCCGGAUACUGUGGCAGUUCACACCAAAAUCCGCCCCAAGGAUGUGCCCGGUACGCUACUGAAUGUGGCUCUCCUCAAUCUGGGCAGCUCGGACCCCAGUCUCCGGUCAGCUGCCUACAACUUGCUGUGUGCUCUCACCCAGACCUUCGACCUCAAGAUAGAAGGCCAACUACUGGAGACCAAUGGUCUGUGUAUUCCUGCCAACAACACCAUCUUCAUCAAGUCCAUCAGUGAGAAGCUGGCGGAGAAGGAGCCGCACUUGACGUUGGAGUUCUUGGAGGAGUGCAUCCAGGGCUUUGGCAACUCCAACAUCGAGAUGAAGCACUUGUGUCUGGAGUACAUCACACCCUGGCUCCCCAACCUGACCAGGUUCUGCAAGCAGUGUGAUGAAAACAAGAGGCAGAAGGUGGCACUUAUACUUGACAAGCUCAUCACCAUGACAAUAGAGGAAGAGGAGAUGUACCCAUCAAUCCAGGCCAAGAUCUGGGGCAACAUUGGUCAGAUCGGGGACCUCCUCGACAUGGUGCUAGACAGCUUCAUCAAGAGAAGUGUCACGGGUGGUUUAGGGUCCAUACAGGCUGAGAUAAUGGCGGACACAGCAGUGGCGCUCACCUCCGCCAAUGUGCAGCUGGUGUCUCGGAAGGUCAUCGGCCGCCUCUGCAGGCUGAUAGACAAGACCUGCACGUCCCCCACACCUACUCUGGAGCAGCAUCUGAUGUGGGACGACAUAGCCAUCCUGGCUCGCUACCUCCUCAUGUUGUCUUUCAAUAACUCACUUGAUGUCGCUAGUCAUCUCCCAUUCCUGUUCCACAUCGUCACCCUGCUAGUCUCCACGGGACCGCUGUCGUUACGGGCGUCUACCCACGGCCUCGUCAUCAACAUCAUUCACUCACUCUGCACAUGUUCACAACUACACUUCGGGGAGAGCACCCUCCAGGUACUCAAGCUGAGUCUGGCGGAGUUCUCACUCCCCAAGUUUUACCAGCUGUUUGGGAUCAGCAAAGUUAAGUCUGCGGCCGUCAGUGCCUUCAGGACCAGUUACCGCCCGGGGGACAGGUCGUUCACAAUGUCCCCGUCGGAAAAUGAGAAGAUGCCACUGAGUUCUCUUGAGGCCAUCGCUGAUGCCUUGCUGGAGAUCAUGGAGGCAUGUAUGAAGGACAUCCCCAGCUGUGAGUGGUUACAACAGUGGACAGACCUCGCCAAGAGAUUUGCAUUCCAGUAUAACCCAGCCUUGCAGCCAAGGGCCAUCAUAGUGUUUGGGUGUAUCAGUAAGUCUGUGACUGACUCUGAAGUGAAACAACUCCUUAAGAUCAUGAUGAAGGGCCGUCCUCCCUAUUCCUUGACCUUCACCCACACCUGUACUCUGCAAAGUUUCUGCGAGAAGUCUGACUCCCUUCAGGACCAAAUGGGCCCCCGACGCACCCAGCCGUCGUGCAUUGAGGCCCUGGAGUCGUACACAGACCUGACGCUGAUCGAGGCUGUCGUCAUGUGUCUUACCCGGCUACAGCCCAUGCUCAAGGCGGAGUCCCCGAUCCACAAGUUCUUGUUCUGGGUGGCUAUCUCAGUGCUGCAGCUAGAUGAAGUGUCACUGUAUGCGGCAGGACUUGCUUUGUUGGAGCAGAAUCUCCACACGCUAGACAACAUGGGGCUGUUUGAGAAGAAGUCUCUGGAGAAGAUCAUGAUGGAGACCCGCGAACCCCUGGAGUGGCACUUCAAGCAGCUGGAUCACUACAUGGGCCUCAGCUUCCAGUUCAACUUCAACUUCGCUCUGGUUGGACAUUUACUCAAAGGAUUCCGACACCCGUCCCCCACGACUGUGUCCCGGACAAUCCGUGUUUUGCAUCAGCUACUCAGUAUUACCGUGAAACCCAGUGUCAGGGACAAGUUUGAGGUGACCACACAGACUGUGGCCUACCUUGCAGCCUUAGUAUCAGUGUCAGAAGAGGUCCGGAGUCGGUGCCAUCUAAAACAUCGGACAGCAAACUACAUGAUAUCAGAGUCCCCUUCAACAGAGAGUCUCAAUACUGAGUUGUCAUCAUCCCAGGGGGUGUCGCCCUCUGCUCCCCCACCCACCACCACUGUAGUCACACCCCCUCAGAAUGCCCCGCCUACAAAUGCCUCCACCCCUCUCCCACGGCGACAAAAGAGCUGUGACCUCCUGGACCAGAACGCCAUGACAGCAGCACGGAUGGGCAAGAACGUCCAGCUGACGCAGAGUCAGUUCAAACACCUGUUGCAGGGCAAGAGCGUCAGCCUUGACCUUGAUCAAAAUUCACGGCCGCCGCUGACGAAGUUCCGCAGCAGUUCCAUGCCGACGCCUGGCAGCAACAAGCUGGAGUCCUCCAAAUCAGCCAUCCAGCAGCCUCGCAGUGGGCGGAGCUCCGUGUCCAAUGAAAACAAUGUUCUUCUAGAUCCCGACAUUCUCAUGGACUACCCCACACAGGCUCUAGUCCUCACAGUCUUGGCAACACUUGUUCGGAACACUACAGACGAGAACGAGACAAGAAUAUUGUAUGAGUAUCUAGCUGAAGCCUCAGUCGUAUUCCCCAAAGUCUUUCCUGUAAUUCACAGUCUGCUUGACGCAAAGAUAAACAAUGUUCUGUCGCUGUGCCACGACCAGGCCAUCCUCAACGCAGUGCAGAGCAUUAUCCAGAACAUGAUUGCGUGUGAGGACGCCUCCCAACAGCAGCUGUCCUACCUCCAGAGUAUUGGAUUUGGAGGUUUAUGGAGGUUUGCUGGUACUUUCACAAAGUCAUCGGGCAGCAGUGACACAGCGGAAUUAUUUGUGAAUUGUUUAGAAAAGGCAAUGAUGGUUGAAUCCUGUCUCCCUGGUGAUGACCUUGACAUUCUUAAUCCUUACCCAAGCUCUCUGGGAAUCUCCUCCAAUCUGAAUCUGUCGAGUUCCAUGUCGAGUCUCAGUGUUGGGAGCAUGCACUCUCCGACGGAUAAGGACAUUGUGGACAAAAAUGGCACAAACGGCGGAAGGAUACGCCAUGCCUCUGCAAACAAUCUGCCAACCAAAAAUAGAGCUGGGAGUUUUAAACAAAAAGAAAAGAAAAAAUUAAUGGAACCAAUUGAAUGAGACAUUGAUGAACACUGAGGUUGACUGUGAUUGGCUGUUGGCCACUGAUGUACAGGAUAUGUGAGUUGUUCAUUGGUUGAUGGAAGUCAUGUGACUUGUGGACGCUGUGUAAGGUAUCUAACUGCCAUUGUUCGCGAACUGUCGGAAGUAGCACGUUGCCUGUCGUGGAAAUCCGAUUCCUGGGACCAGAGGGAUGGGGCGAGAGAUCCAUAGCGAUAUUUUAGCUGAAUGUGUUUCGAGAAUAUUUAUGUGGGGAGUGUAUGGAGAGAGUUUUAUGUACAGUUUAUCAAUUUUAUUUUUGAUUGCAGAUCUGUCGCCAUUGCCCAUGUAGAAAGUAGACCACAGCAACAUAUUCAUAAUAUGGACAAAAAUAUGUACAUUCAUUGUCAGUCAGCCAUUGGAUACAACACUGUCUUACGUGCUGCUUAAAAUCAGUCAGUAAAUGUUAUCUGUUAAACAUUUUUUGAGUUAUUCCUGUAAGUUUUACCGAAAGGAGAUUUUAGUUGAGUUUUAAUCAAUUAAGAUGAACUUUUAUCAAACCCUUUUAUAGUUCUGACAUGGUGUUGAUACAUAUCUCAGUUCCCUGUUCAUCAAAAUGGAAAAGAAUAGUGAAUGUUCAAUCUCCUCUCAUAAAUGCCUGUACAGUUAUGAUAUAUUUUAAGAGAUCAACUAUAUUUUGAAAUGAAAGAUAUCUGUGAUAUUUCAAGACAAGGCUAAUUCUUCCAGUUUCAAACUUCUAUAGAAUAUAGACUAUUGAGGGGGCUUGAAAUCCUGAAAUCUACAGUGAUUCUUUCUAAAACUUCUAUUUACACACCAGUGAGACAUGGACACUGCAUCACUAGAGAUGUAACAUAAUCAAGAAGUCAUGUUCGUUUAUUUCAAACACCUAAAAUGUUUGCAUUGUCGAGUCUGAAAUUGCAGGCUAGUUGCAUAUGACACGUGUCAACUUCUACACCAGGGUUUUACGGGACGCGUGAUUCCUGCGUAUUGGCCUCAGAAAUUUGAUGAAGUACCCCCAAACUAAAAUCCUGUGCGUCCUUGUGGACGCAAUAAUUUUUUUCUGGGAAGAACUUUCUGAGUUUGUAAUGUUAUCCCGUAAUUAAAAUAUAAACAUUCUGUUUGCAAUCAUUUUUCUAAUGACAUAGAAAGUAACACAUAUUAUAACCUAAUCAUUAUCAAAUGGGAAGCAUCCAUGAUCAAUUAUUGCAUGCAAAUUCAUGGACUCCCAAUUUUGGAAAUGGACUCUCAGAAUACAUAUGCCCUGAGUCACUAGGACUCCCAGUUUCGAAGAGCUAUGUACAACCCUGUUACAAUCCACAAAUUGACACACUUUCAACAAAGACAAUAAUCCUUUAUAUGAACAAAUAUAAAAAUGUUCAAUUUUAGUUUUUAACAAAUGUAAAUAUAUGCUUAUUUUAUUUCUAAAAAAUACACACUUGUUAAAAAGAUUUCAAUGUAGCUUUCAGGAAUUCAGUAUCUGGUGAGGAUAUAGUACCAAGACAUAUCUUCUUGUUAUUACUUGGUUUGUUUAGCUGAUAAAAAGUUAUGAAUGAUAAAAACAAAACUGUAACAUUAAAUCAGAAUCACUGUUUCUUUGAGAAAAAAUUGAAUUCAUAAAAGCAUUGUGUUGGAAUUAAGGUAAAAAUACCCUAUGGAUUGGAUAGUUCUUUUUGAAAUAUAAUAUUUCUCCAAGCAUCAUUAAUUCCAACACACUUAAUGUAAAAUCUUUAGUUACUUCAUGUGUAUUUUAGAUUAUAAACGAAAUUCUUUUAACUGUUGAUAGUUGUUAACAGGCUGAAUGGGAAGAAAGCAUCUUGUAUCCUUUCUUUUCACAGUAAGCCCGUUUCUGGUGUCAACCGCUGUGAUAUUGUUGGAAUAUUUCUAAAAGCAGCGAACUACUAACUCACUCACUCUUUUCACAGUGAUGAUAUUUUGAUAUGUCAGCCAUGUGAUAACAACCAGCAAUGUCUAAACUUCAUCAGGGCUCGAAAAUUUCAAAAAUCCUAUAAAGUAAUAUGAACUUUCCACUUGUCCUUCUAGAAUUGUACUUUCCCUAUAGAUCAUGCAUCACAAUGAAUAUAAAUUUAAAUUAUUUAAUUUCAUAAUGUUUGCUUGGAAUAAAACUACAAUAAACAUUACUUACUUUGUCUUCUGUACAAAAUCUUUACAAAAUUGAAUUUAUUCAACAUUUAAGAUAGCUGAACUUCAAGGAAAAAGAAAAAUGUUACUUUAGGUUCAGAAAACGUACUCGUCCUCUAGGACGAGCAAAUUAUGUUUUUUCACUUACCCGAAACAAAUUUUGCUUGUCAAUACGAGUGGACGAGUGGAAUUUUCGAGCCCUGUUCAUACUAUGGGAGUCAGAUAAUGCAUUAGUGUUCAAUACCCAUUACUUCUCAGUUAGGUUAUUAAUAUCUGUUGGGAGUGAACGUCAUACAAACAUUUGCUCAGCAAGUAAAUGGCAAUAUUAUGACAGAGCACCAGGUGACCAUAAUCAAAAUACUUAUUCAAAUAGAUAGACGUGUAUUAUUUUUGUUAACAUUUCUGUAAAGAAUUCUGAAUGAGUCUGUUCAGAAUUAUAAGGGGGUUAUCAGUGGAGGCACUAGCAAGCACCAUGGCUGCUAUGAACCUUUGUCAUCGUUUUAAUAUUACUGUCACCAUGGAAACUGUUACUGCCAUUUGUAUGUCUGUGGAACUCUUGUUGUUAUUUGUUAUAGUGUUUACCAUUAUGCUUUUGUUUGCUGCGUUGUGAAGUUCGUGUUAUACCACAUGAGAGUCCAUUUCAUGCUAUGUUUUAUCUGGGUUUUUGUUGAAGUGGUGAUAUCAGUGGUUGUAUUGUCCAUUGGGUAACUUUAUUGACCAUGGAAAAUCAGAGGAUGUACCAGUGUUAUCAGUGUUAAGACACUGUGAUAUCACUGUUUUGACAUGGUGAUAUCACCAUUACAACAUGGUGAUAGUACUGUCAUGGCAUUGUGAUAUCAGUUUAUGACAUCUUGAUAUCACUGUUCUGGUGAUAUCACUGUUAGGACAUGGUGAUAUCACUGUUAGGACAUGCUGAUAUCACUGUUAUGAUAUGAUGAUGUCAGUGUUAAGACAUGAUAUCCAUGUGAGACAUUGUGAUAUCACUGUUACGACAUGGUGAUAUCACUGUUACAACAUGGUGAUAUCACUGUUAAGAUAUUGUGAUAUCAAUGUAUGACACUGUGAUAUCACUGUUAUAACAUGGUGAUAUCAGUGUUUACUGUUUGAUGUCUGAUAUCAGUGUUAAGAAGUGAUGGCAUCAUGAUGAAGACAUGAUAUCACUGAAGACAUUGAGAUAUCAGUGUUAGGAUAUAUCACUGUUGAGACAUGGUGAUAUCACUGAAGACAUUGUGAUAUCAAUGAUAAGAGAUUGUGAUAUCAUUGUUAAGACCUAUUGAUAUCUCUGUUUAUACUUGGUGAUAUCACUGUUAUAAGGCAUGAUGAUAUCAAUGUAAAAUGAUGAAACCAGUGGCAUUACUAUUGAUUGUGAUGCAUCAUGUUUAUAUCAUUGUUAUACCAUGUGUUUAUGAUUGUUAUACCAUGGUAAUAUCAGUGUUAUUUCAUGUUGAAAUCAGUGGCAUUUCACAUUUCAGUGUUGUUUUAAUAUCAGUGCAAAGCCAUGGUGGGAUCAUUCUUGUACCAUCUUGGUAUCCAUAAGUAUCUUGUUUUAAGUUUCAAAUUGGCAAGCAAAUCAGGACAUAGGAUAAAUGCAAAUAUCUUUAAAAGUACAUACAGUAAGAAGAUGUUAUAUAGAAUUAGGUCAGAUGAGAGCAUCAAGUUUGUGGUCCAUUUAUUUAUCAUUUAUUAUAAUAUCAGCAUGCCAAAAUGAAAUGAAGUGGUUGGAAAGACAGCAUACAUGCAUGGUACCAUACAUUACAGUCAGUAUCUUCUUAAAGAAAAAACCAAAACAUGCAAGCUAUUUGUCACAUCUGAAAGAACAGUUGAUCGUAGAAAUAUUUGUCUGAUCCUUUCUCAGAAAGUUGGGCAGUGAUAAGCAAGGGAUUGCAAUAUUAUGCAGUAGAAAAUGAAUGACUACUUUGUUUGAAUAAAAUAUUAUGGUUGUGAGAACAAAGGGUAAGGCAAAGCAAAGCCUACUUGUUUUCACAAUUGUUCUAUUGUGAGCCUUCUGUCUUAGAGCACACCCAAAUACUCUGUUUCAUAUAUUGCAUAUCAGGAUAUGUGGUGAAUAAGAGGCAUAGAUACAAUCACAUGUACAUUUAAGUUUCCAUGUGUAGUUAACGACUAGAGAUCAUCCUGGUUGGUGAGUUGUUGUAUCUGCUCAUGUCACUUGACCAUCACUUGACCACCUAGUCGGCAAAGAGCAGUGAACUGGUUGGAUUUGACCAAUGUCUUCCCCGGGAACAGAUAGCGCUUACAUAUCUCCUCAAUCCACCAAGGCCACAAACCCAAGCCAAGGUGGAUGUGUAAUUCUUGACGUAUAUGGAUCUUCAGCAGCUUUCAAACAGAGGAUGGAGCACAGUGUCAGGAUAUAAUGGCCAUAGGAUGAAGUCUUUAGAUGUCCUCCAAGCCAGAGAUGUCAACAAGUAACUCAUAUCACAGAGAGAUCAUUCAAUGGAAUAUUGGUAGUCAAUAUGAAAGAUGAUUUUCUGAACUUCAUUUAUAAUUAGAUCUCAUUUGUUUGUACUCUAAAUAUUAAACAUCCAGUUUUAUGAAAGUGUAUGUCCUGAUCUAGCGGUAGCACCUGCCUGUCACAUAAUCUUGCCAACAAAGGGGAGUGUGUGUGGCUAGAGAGUGCAAGCCUAUAUCUAAACAGGGUUUUGUUAUGGUUUAAAGUUUAAAGAUCUCUCUAAUCUUAGACAGUUACACGUGCAAAUUACUUAAAUUUUCUGUUUGGUUACUUAACAUUGUAUACUUAUGACAUGAGUAUCAAUAGUAACUGUGUGGAUGGGGACAUUGUUCCAAGGCCUCAACAUAUCAUCUUUUGCAGAGGACGAUUUCAGAAUUGUAUUCAAUCCUGUUUUCAGUCUCUGUCUUUACUGAUGGGGGCGGUGGGGUAGCCUAGUGGUUAAAGCGUUGGCUCGUCACGCCGAAGACCCGGGUUCGAUUCCCCACAUGGGCACAAUGUGUUAAGCCCAUUUCUGGUGUCCCCCUCCGUGAUAUUGCUGGAAUAUUGCUAAAAGCGGCGUAAAACUAAAACUCAGUCAGUCAGUCUUUACUGAUGUGUACUGCUGCCAGUACUUAAGGACACAAUCGUUUGAUAGCCUUUCAGGGGCCAGCAGUUCAAAGUGAAGUGUGAUGGAGCAUGGGGCUGAGAUUUUUGUUGGAAACAGAACUUGUGUUUGGCUAAAUUUCUGUCAGUGGUUAAAGUCACAAAGCAGUAGAGCAUUUGAUGAAAUUUUCAUUGGAAACAGAAAGUUUUUUUUAUUGUUUGCACAACUUGUUUUUAGGACAUUGAAUGUGCCAAGUAUUGUGUUUUAUUAUUUAAAAAACUAGGGUUAUUUUUUUCAAAUAUGAUUCCAGGCCCCUGACAGUAUUCAAUGAUUAAUGUCUGUGUGGUCAAGACUGUCUCAGAAUUCUUCAAGACUGUACUCUGGUGUCUCUUGGUUGUGUUCACAGGUAACACAAUAUUAUUAUCAAGAAAUAUGUCUCACAUAGUUUCUGCUACAACUAUUCGUUUACUUUAUUGUGUCGUCUGGAUGAUUUGAAAACAUUUGUCCAGUUCUAUUUAAAGACUCAAAAGAUACAGUACACCAUUUUGAGUUGUUCAAUUCCGCAUGGUUCUGUCCAAAUGUAAACGGACCUUUCAGUGUCCUUUGAGUGGCUUCUUUGCACAAUUGUAUUCUUCUGCUCGGUAAGGUGGCUUAUCUGUAUAGAGGCUAGUUCUUAUUAAUGGCUUAUAUGUGCAAGAUCUAGUUUGUUCAGGUGGAGCACCUGUACAAGGUAUUGUUUGUUCAGGUGGCUAAUCUGCACAGGGUCCUAUUUGUUCAGGUGGCCUAACUGUGCAGUGUCAUGUUUGUCCAGGUGGCUUACCUGUGCAAGGUCUGUUUGUUCAGGUGGACCACUUGUGUAAGAUCCUGUUUGUUCAGGUGGCUAAUCUGAACAAGGUCCUGUUUGUUCAGGUGGCUAAUCUGAACAAGGUCCUGUUUGCUCAGGUGGCUAAUCUGAACAAGGUCCUAUUUGUUCAAGUGGCCUAACUGUGCAGUGUCCUGUUUGUCCAGGUGGCUUACCUGUGCAAGGUCAUGUUUGUUCAGGUGGCUAAUCUGAACAAGAUCCUGUUUGUUCAGGUGGACCACUUGUGCAAGAUCCUGUUUUUCAGGUGGACCACUUGAACAAGAUUCUGUUUGGUCAGGUGGCUAACCAAUACAAGAUCCUGUUCUUUGAAGUGGCUCUGCUGGGUACUGCUUAUUUAGCAUAUCUAUAGAAGGCUUAUCGCUAGAAGGAUGUGUUUUUAGUUGACUUAUCUGUUCAAGGUCCAAUGGUCUUUCUUUCAUGUUGUUGACAAUUCUUCAAGAUGUGUCUGAGAGAAGUAUGUUUGUCCUCAAAUGGUUUUCUUGUGUUCCUUGAAGAAAUUGUCACAUUGAACAUAUUAUACAUGAAACAUAUUUUGUCAGACAUUUUCAGAAUCAAAUAACAUCAUGUCCUAUUAUCUGUGUGUUACCAUGGUGAUUUGCUGUUGUUCAUUAUCAGGAGAUAUGCCUGCGUUUUCACUUAACCUUUUUCAAAUGCUCUCAUUUGAUCCUCGUUUUUCACAAACACGAUCGCCAAGACAACCAGGCUGUAGAUAUGGUUCCAACCAGCAGUCGACCAGAAUGGGUUGCAUACAUGAGACUAUAGAUAUAUUGACUUAAAUGUAAGGUCUAGUGCAGAAGGUCAUUGACCAUAUGCUCCAGCCAACUAAAAAUUUACGUUUAUUGGGUUAUAAAACUAAACAGAAGUGAACAUAAUGGGCGAAUUGUAAGCAUUAUUAUUUACUUGUUUAACACCAUAAAGACAUACAGGAGCCUAUUUUCAUAAAUAGAUAUGCCGCAAUAAUACCUUCUCAGAUUUUCACACCAUAAACAUGUAGAUGGCUAUAUAGAUCAGGUUUCAAAACAGUAAUGCAAUACAAGCCAGCCAAUGAAACUGUUAGACCGAAGUGAGAGUGGCCCAUUCUUUCUCUGGAUGAAAAACCAACGAAAAGAAUUCCUUGGUUAGCCAUCCAAAUGCCAUGGUAUUCUUUCCUUGAUGAAAACACGGGAAUGGAAUCCCUCGAACGGCCUUUCAAAUAGCAUGGGAUUUUAUUUUUAUGGGUGAUUAGGCGGUGACAGUGCAGGAUACGGAUGAUGGGAUGUAGCUUGAUGCUGAUGUCAUCAAUUUCCUCACGCUGAACUGUUUACAGGCCACAUCACAUUGCAGAUAUAACCAAUGUUCAUUUCCUCUGCAGUAUGCCGCUAGCUGUUAGGUAUUAGUAUCGACUGUAGUUGUUAAGUGUUAGCAUGGUGAGGUGACAAGUCAGUGUGUCUGUGGCUGUUGCGGGCGAGCAAAGAGGAUGAGCUGGUGGGUAUUGUUGAAAUAAAGAUGAGAUCAAAUAAUUAGCCAGCCACAUUAUUCUAAAUGCGAAAGAGAUUUUGGUUUAAAGGGUCCAGCCAACAAGUACUAUGUUUCUGGUUCCUGUCACGUUUCACACCUCCCUUGUCCUUUCAUAUUUUCUGUAUGCUGAACAAAGGGAAGGUAACUCGAAACUGGUUUCACAACGUUGAAUGUGCGAACUGCCGUGAUGCCUCAUGUGUCUUCGCAAGUUCUCUGAACAUAAAACCAUGUAGGGGCUAGCCAUCGCUUAAUCAAACUUAAAUGAAUCACCAAAAACAAGAAGGACAUUUCAUGCUGGAGAUAUUCCCCGUUUGUUUCACACAAAGGCUUGUCAAAUUAUCUGUCGUCACGUCACUUUAGAACAAACUAAGAGACCAGAAACAUAGGGCUGGGUUUUUUCUUCGUUUUGUUUUUGCGCACACGCAUAACUGCUGUGUAGACAUAAGCGAUGUACGGACUCGACUGCGUUGUAAUAAAAAUGUUCGCCCCUCAUCCGAGGAAAAGAAUUACAUAAUCUGAAGCACAGAUAAAUAUAGAGGUCUGAGCAAAGGUCAAAUUCCCUUCCUUGAAUAUUUUAUGGUUCCGGUUUUUACAAGUGCAAUGUGGUACUCAGUUAUCAAGUUAUGGAAGGUAUUGUAAACACUGCAUUUAUAGUUGAAGUGGCUAAUGACAUUAGUGCAUCAAAUUGUGUAUAUGUAAAUUUGCGGAAAACAGUUUAACUGACGUAUGUGUAGAAUGGGAAAUGCAUCAGCCCCAACCAGACUUUAGAACAGUCAACUUUUCGGGCAAUCUGGUUCGCUGUUGGUUUUUGUCAUGUGACAAUCUUCUGCAGCCUGAUUGGUUGGUUACAUUGUUGGUCAUCGCAUGUCUGAUUGGUGCAUAAUGAUAUGUUGUUCUUGUCAAUGAUGUCCUGUCAUCAUUAUUUCAUUGUGGUCAAUACUGAUCAAUAGGGACAUUGUCGAAGUAAACCACUCAAGUCAC
Haliotis rubra (blacklip abalone) is the source of this 16981-nucleotide messenger RNA. Its product is annotated as neurofibromin-like. The record is from RefSeq and is a predicted model, not a curated record. NCBI's taxonomy places the organism in Eukaryota, Metazoa, Mollusca, Gastropoda, Lepetellida, Haliotidae. Gene Ontology annotation, biological process: regulation of GTPase activity.